Oppia nitens is the source of this 843-nucleotide messenger RNA. Its product is annotated as histidine-rich glycoprotein-like. The coding region runs from base 13 to 816 and encodes 267 amino acids. The transcript has 5 exons. The record is from RefSeq and is a predicted model, not a curated record. NCBI's taxonomy places the organism in Eukaryota, Metazoa, Arthropoda, Arachnida, Sarcoptiformes, Oppiidae.
UAUUUUACAACUAUGACUAGCAUUAAGUUAUUUAAUUUAUUUGCAAUUAUAUAUUUGCUAAAUUAUCCAUCAAUUGAAUGCAAUAGUAUUAGUAAUGAUAGUAAUGGUGAUCACAACGUAAGGGACACGAAGUACGCGGGAGAGAGUAAACAAGUGCUCAAUAUAUUGAAUGACAUGCAAACCGAUGCCACACACCAUCACCCGUACCAUCAUUUUGGUCAUCAUCCACACCAUCCUCAUCAUCCACAUCAUCAAACAGUUCUAAGUCCAGUAACUCACGAGGGUCAUGGUUCAGGUCACAAUCAUUGGGAUAAUAUUGAUAAGCUAUGGGAAAAAGGUGCCGGUGCUCAUCACAGUGAUUAUGACAAAUAUGGUAAUCAUGGAUAUAAGCAACAGUAUGUAGAUAUAGGGGAAGGUUAUCACGAUAGACAUAAUGAUGGACUUAAUGCUGGAAAUUCUGAGGGUUACGAUGAUAGAAGUUUGUGGUCCAGAGAUAGAGGACAGGAUCACGAAAGGAAUAUGCGAUGGGACAGGGAGUUAGAGAAUUUUGCAACAUUUUUCUUAAACUCAGUCAAGAAGGCAAACGCCGGCAAAUCGGGACAUAUCUCGAAAUAUCAUCAGUUGGAUAACGGAGCUCAUUAUGGACUCAAACAUAUUGAUGAAAACAACUAUAAUGUUUAUAGUGGACGGGGACGUCAUUCUGGUCAGGGAUGGCAUGAGUUGGAUAGAUAUCGUGGUAAUAAAGGACAGUAUGUACACGGAUCUGAUUAUAGGGAAAGUCCUUAUAUAAUACCAUCUGUUUAUCAUAAAAAAUAAUGUUUUUUUGUAUAUAAAUAUAUAUUU